This is a messenger RNA of Lottia gigantea (owl limpet), 5191 nucleotides long. RefSeq lists its product as hypothetical. Gene Ontology annotation, biological process: positive regulation of stress fiber assembly; actin cytoskeleton organization. NCBI's taxonomy places the organism in Eukaryota, Metazoa, Mollusca, Gastropoda, Lottiidae. The transcript is spliced from 22 exons. Bases 1 to 4281 code for a protein of 1426 amino acids. The record is from RefSeq and is a predicted model, not a curated record. Gene Ontology annotation, molecular function: guanyl-nucleotide exchange factor activity.
AUGGCUGGUAAUUUAGUAGGGACUAUUAGAAUUCCUGUCCAGUAUAAAUAUCAAACUUUAGAUCAGUUUGAGUUUUAUGUUACUAGAUCUGGUACUAGUUUAAUGGGUCUGGAUUUGUUUAAUAGAUUAGGUUUUGAACUGUCUCAUUAUGGUGAAAAAAUUCAAACUGUAGCAUCAGAUAUAUUACAAAAGUACCCAACAGUAUUUUCAGAUUCACCAGAAGAGAAGAACAAAAGUCUUCCAAGAUUUAAGGUUUUAGCAGAUGAGUUGCCACCAGGAGCACCAGGAGCACCAGAAUAUCAUAUAUUAGAAGAAGAUGAAUAUUCACUGGAACAGCCCUCUAGAUUGUCACAGCCAUGUGAAGGCACAGUGUCUAAAUUAAUGGCUGCAUUUCAGAAAGGUAUCAAGGAUAAAUCAACUUUAGAUAAAAACCAGAACCCUACAAGUAAAGAUACUAAGAAGAUUAAUAAUCAUGACACAUUGGACAAUAUUCCCAGUACUGCACAACACAUAGAUGAUAGACUUCUGUCAGGAUCAUUUGAUACAGUGGCAGGCAACUCUAUGGACAUUGACUCAAGUCACCUAUAUAAACAUAUAGAUAAAAUAUAUGAUACACCACCAAGUACACCUGUAUUAAGCUGUAAACAAGGCUAUGGUGCUCCAGUGUCUGUUAAACUCUUAGAUCCACCUGUUUUAAAGGCUAAAGCUGGCAAGGGUGAUGGAUCCUAUGAUCAUAUUGUGUUUGAUAAACUGAAUAUACAUGAAAGUUUUGAAAAUUCUGGCACUACUACUGCUGGUGAUACCAAUCCUCUUGAAUUAAGUACCAAAUCAAAAACAGGAAGUAGAAAAAGAAGAAGAAGACAACAGGCAGAUAAGAAGUCUUCAACAGUAGGAGACCCAAUUGAUCUAGAUAAAAACAUGGCUGACCCUAGUUUCUUACAUGAUGAUAGUAAAAUAUAUGAUGAACUAGUACUUAAUAGUGAAGAUGGUGAUGAUUAUGAAAAUGAUGGUUGGGGAUCAUCAGAAUUUGAAGAAUAUAGUGAUGAAGAAGAAUCAACAGAUACUAUUCAUCCUCACAAACCAUUACCAAUGAAACCAAAACCAAGACAUGAACCAGGGGCACCAGGUAUCAUCAGUAGAAUACGAAGUUUUCGAGGUAAAAAAGAUUCAAUAGAAGAAGAAGAAGGCAGAUGUUUCCCAGUUGAUAUUGAUCCAAAUAAACAUCCCCCACCAGAGUUACCCCCCUUACCAGAUGGCUUGUCAGAAAAUCAGAAAAAAAGGCGAUGUGUUAUAGAACAGAUUAUAAGUAGUGAGAAAUCUUAUAUAAGUUCAUUAGAAAGAAUCAUUCGGGGAUAUGAAAGUGUAGUGUUAGAUCUAUUAGGUGGUGUUAAAAGUAAUACCAGAACAGUAUUUAAGGAAUCUAGAGAGAUAUUAAGUCAUCAUCAAAUGUUCCAAAUAGAAAUGGCAGACAGAGUUAAAAAAUGGGAUGAAGAUGAAAAAAUUGGUGACAUUUUUACUGCUUCUUUUUCUAAAUCAAUGUUAGUAGAUGCCUAUAGUGUCUAUGUUAAUAAUUUUGCUGUAGCUAUGGAAGAAAUCAAAUUAUUACAGAGAUCUCGACAAAGUUUCAGAGAAUUUCUGAAGUUAAAAGAAAGUAGCAGCCCAGAUAGACUAUCAAUUUUUGGUUUAAUGGUAAAGCCAGUACAAAGAUUUCCACAGUUUAUUAUGUUUCUACAGGAUUUAGUCAAAUAUACCCCACAAGAUCAUCAUGAUAGACGCUCAUUACAAUUAGCUUUAACAGAAUUAGAAAAUGUAACACAUAAACUAAAUGAAAGAAAACGUACGAGUGAACAAACAUUUCAAGCUAAACAGAUAACUAAUCAGUUGUUACGUCAAAUAACAAAACAAGUACCACCACGAUAUUUACCUGAUAAAACUAGAAGAUUAAUCAGACAAAAUGAUUUUGAGCAAGUUGUAGGAGAAUCUGGAGGUGAAAUGAGAGUAAAAACUAGAAGGUUGAUUCUGUUUGAUGAUACAUUAUUAUGUAUUAAAGUUGGUAUCAAAGAUGUUGAUGGAUUUUUGACUGAGAAAUUUAAAUUAAAAUGGGUAAUUAAUCUAUCUGAUGUUGAUUUAAAAGAUAGUGCAAUAACACCUAAUAUGGAGGCUUCAGUUGCAGCCCAUCCUGAAAGACCAGAAGAAGAUCCCUUCCACCUGUAUUCAGAUUUAAGUGAAAUUUUACAUGAUUGUACUGUAUUGGGACAGAUGAGUGGAUUAAUGGCUUCAUUGAAACGAUCUUAUCAGGGUUAUGGACUAUCAGAAGAUUUAUUACUUGAAAUUGUUCGUGAUCUACAGAAAAUGAUUCAUAUUAAAGAUGAACAAUUGAGAUUAGUUAAUAGUUGUUCUUUUAUAUUAGCUGAUAAAUCUAGUGUCAAUAAAAUGAAGUAUGUAUUUCAAACACCAAGUCCAAAUUUAAAACAAGAAUGGUGUGUAGAUUUUAUUAUGGCUAAACUAGCUUUAGAUAAAUGUAAUAAUCCAGGUUGGGAGAUAGGACAACAUAGUGAAGAAAAGAGUCUAGUACCAGCUUACUUCAUGAGAUCACUAUCUGUUGAUGUUCCUCGAAAUUUCACUAAGGUAAAAUGUGCUGUUCCUGUAUUUGUGCCAUCAAGUUCCAGUACAGAUCUAGGUGUUCAACAUCUCUGGGUGUGUUCAUCUAAAAGUGACCGUGGUCAAGUAUCAGUCAUAUCUAUACAUAAUCCUAAACCAUGUUUAACAGAAUCAUUUAAAGCUUCUGAUGUAGAAAUAGAAUGUAUGGUAUCUGUACCAGGACUAGGAUCUGGAUCUCUUAGUACUACUACAUCAUUUAUAGAAGAUACUGUUUGGAUUGCUACUGUUAAACCAGAAUUAGUUAUUUUUAGUUUAAUACCUGAUGAUGGAAUGAGAAGAUCACCAAUAACUACCAUACCUUUACCUCAUCAACCUAGUUUAAUCAUCUGUAUAGAGGAAAAGGUUUAUUUAGGUUUAAAAUCAGGUGUAUUAUUGGUGUAUAGUUGUGAUGAUGAUGGUGUAUGGGAUUUUAAAUCUCCAACACAAAUAGAGUUUGGUAGUACACCAAUACGUUGUUUGUUAGAUAUUGAUGGUUGUUUAUGGGUAGCUUGUGGUUGUUUUGUACAUCUUUUAGAUAUAGAUACACUCAAUGUUACUCAAAAACAUGAGUUAAGUGGAGAGAAAGAUAUACAUAUAGAUGAUAUAGUUCGAGCUGGUGUUGGUAUUUGGGUAUCAUUUAAAAACAGACCAUAUAUUAAACUAUUCCAUAUUGAAACAUUAGAAUUAUUACAAGAGAUUAAUAUAGCAUCACCUAUUACUAGAAUUAUAGAUAAACAGAAAGUGACCAGUGUACCAGAAGAUUAUGUUAGAUAUUGUUAUGUUAGUUGUCUAGCUGCAGGACGCGGAAUGUUGUGGAUUGGUACAAGUCUGGGUUUUAUAUUAACCUUACCAUUACCUAGGUUACGUGAAGGUGUGCCUUUAGUAAACAGUAGACCAAGUGUCUCGUAUCAUGGUCACAAUCAUCCGGUGAAAUUUAUUAUACCAAUUUACUGUUCUUCUAGUGUUACUCAGUUGGAAAAGAGGAGUUCAUUCCGAUCUUCUAUUAGACCAAAAAUGAGAAAAAAUUUGAAAAAGGCUCAGACACUAUUAGAGGAGCCAGAAACUGUUCCAGAAUCUUGUGUUGAUGAUAAAAAUGAAGCCUCUCUUAGUCAAUCUAAAAUUGACCUCACUCGUAGAUUGAGUGAUUCACGUUCCCAAAUUACAGAAUCAAAACAUAAAACUCUCCCUGCUCGCAGUCAGAGACUCUCAUUUCGAACAGAAUUGGCUACAAAAAUUGCUUCUCAAGAAACGUCCAAUUCUGAUCCAGAUUUGUUUUCAGCUGAAAGGGAGGUUCAAAUGUUGUAUGAAACUUUAUUAGAGAAUGAAAAUAGUGAAGUUAAUGGACCUCAAUUUAAAAGACUGUCAUCAGAAUCACCAUCAUCAAUAGGGGAGGAUCAAGAAACUGUCAAUACAUCUGCGAAUACAGGAAGCGAUGUCAAACCACGUAGAAAAUUAACACAGGAAAUUCAGAAUGAAAAAUUAAAAACUGUAACAAUUUCUGGGAAAAGUCUACGGAAAACAACAACAAAUUCUGUGAUAGUUGUCAGUGGUGGUGAUGGAUAUACUCGCUGGAAUUCUUCUAAAACUACUUCCAUUAAAAAUGAAGAGGCUGUUCUUUUACUGUGGAUUUACAAAUUCUAGUUAUGAAUUUAUAUUUUGUAUACUACAUACCAUUUACUGUAAGGAUCAAUAACUUAACAGUAUUUGUUGAUAUAUUAAGAUUAGAUUGUUAAUAAUCAAACAGAAAAUAGUGAAUUAAUUCUGUUCUAUGAAUGUUGUAGACAAAAUGGAUAAUGUGAAUCAUGAAUGUUUGUGUUAAUAUGUUUUCAGUUCUGGAAAUGAAUUGAAUAAUGAAAAUAUAUUAUAGAAGUACUCUCAUUGCUUAACAAGUUAAAUUUAUGUCACACGCACACACGAGCCAUCAGUAUAGGCAGAAUUUAUUCGUGCACUUCUUUGUGUUGGAAAAUUUGUAAUGGUUUCGUUACCCAUACACACACAUAAGCAUUCGUGAACAAAGUUAUCAAACGAGGUUGUUUUUAAUUUUGCGUUAAAAAAAAAAUGUCUGAGCAGAUGGCUCGUGUGUGUGCCAGACUUAAGGUGCAUAUUUUUAUUUUUAUACAUUUCAUACAUGCCAUUUUACGCUCAUUUAUGUUGUAUUUAGUUUUUAAUUAAUCUAUAUUCUAGAUCUCAACAAGGCAGUACAAUGGCUACUCAUAUUAACAGUAGAAUGUUAAACUCUAUAUAAUUCUGUAUUCAUUUACUGAACCUAUACAUAUUAUGUCUUUAUUUUUUUAUAGUUCUAUGAAUUUAUUUAUAUUUCUUAUUUUUCCUGUUAAUUUUUUGCACCUUAACUGUGAUGAAAUAGUUCUAAUCUCAAUAUAUUUUGGCAAGUAUUGAGUAUGAUGAUGUAUGUACAAACCUAACGACUUUUAACUUUAUUACAAGCUUUAUAGGCUGAUUUAACAUUAUGAAAUAGUUGCUAUAAUUUGGUAUUUAAUUUAUUAAUUUUGUUACAGUAUAAAUCUAUUCGUUAUAAAGUGUAUCAAUAACU